Oryzias melastigma (Indian medaka) is the source of this 2640-nucleotide messenger RNA. RefSeq names its product lysosomal associated membrane protein 1a (gene lamp1a). Gene Ontology annotation, cellular component: membrane. The record is from RefSeq and is a predicted model, not a curated record. Bases 374 to 1627 code for a protein of 417 amino acids. Lineage: Eukaryota; Metazoa; Chordata; Actinopteri; Beloniformes; Adrianichthyidae. The transcript is spliced from 9 exons.
ACGCUCUGGAGUUCACGGAACAGGGGAGGGAGGGGGAUACCACGUGACUGGGCUGCUCUAAAUUCUUCCCGUUCACAUGACAGACUUGUUGGUGUUUUCAGAUGGCGCGGCUGUGAGCGACUCUUCACACCGAUUGCUGGUUCCUAUCCCUCCAUCACCACCUUACUUUACGGAUAUAUAAACCCGGACUGCCGAGAAAUAACGAACGAUAACCAGAUAAGCAGCGUUAGCCACUAAGCUAGGCGGCGGUACUUUUUAGCCAGGCAUCUGUUGGGUCAAGUGCAGCUGGACCCACCUGCGCCUUCAGCUGCGACUCACAGGGAUUCAUUUUUUCUUUUCUUUCUUUCUUUAAAAAAAAUAUAUUUUUGGGAAAAUGAAGGAGUUUCCAUCAUUUGUCGCAUUCUUCGUCGUCUGCUUUGCGGUUUUAGGUUAUACUCAAGCAGUUACCCUAGAAGUGAAGGAGGGAAACUCCACCUGUAUUAAAGCAGAGUUCUCUGCAGUAUUUUCCAUCACAUACAACACCACCAAUGACACGAGGACUGUGUCCGUCUUUCUGCCGAACUCCACCACAGUCGAUCCAGCUGUCAGCUCAUGUGGCUCGAACGGGAGCGCCCCAACGCUGAUGGGCAAGUUUGGGUCCGGCCACCGUUUUGGCAUGAACUUUUCCACCAAUGGAAGUCUCUACAGCGUGGACACCCUGUCUCUGCAGUACAACUUGAGCGACGCUUCACUUUUCCCUGAAGCCAACAGCUCUGAGGUCGUUGUUUUUGUUCUGUCUGCCUCGAUGGGGAUUUGGGCACCGAUCAACACCACCUACCGCUGUCUGAGUCCAACUACCGUCACCCUUGUUCGACCCAACGUCACUUUCUCUGAUAUGAUGCUGGAGGCCUACAUGCCUGGAAAUGACCUUAGUCCUGCUGAGCGGGUAUGUGCGGCAGAUCAAACCACUACUGUAGCUCCUACUACAACAACCAGUGCAGCCCCACCGACCACGCCGUCACCAACUCCAGCAGGAACUCCCAAACAAGGCUCCUACUCCGUGAAGGACGGCAACGGCACCGUGUGUCUCUUGGCCAAAAUGGGAGUGCAGCUCAAUGUCAGCUACAUCUCUCAGUCCCAGAAUAAGACUGUUCAGGAGCUGGUUAACCUGACUCCUAAUCUGACCAGCUCAUCUGGAUUGUGUGGAGGCAGCAGUGCCGCUUUGGUUUUGACCCAAGAGGAGAGCACUACCCUCAGCUUCUUCUUCACUGUGAACUCAACAUCCAAGAAGUAUCACCUAAGUGGGAUAACUCUGCAAGCGAACUGGACCGACAUGAUGACUCCCGUCUCAGCCAGUAACAGCAGCCUGGAUUACCUGAGGAGUUCACUGGGACACUCCUACAUGUGUAACGCAGAACAAACUCUCUUUGUGGUCUCUACGUUCUCCAUCAACAUGUUUGAACUCCAGGUUCAGCCGUUUGGCGUCGUAUCAUCCCAGUUUGCCUCAGCUGAAGUGUGUCAAAUAGACCAGGAUCAAAUGUUGAUUCCCAUCAUCGUUGGAGCAGCUCUGGCCGGGCUGGUUCUGAUUGUCCUCAUCGCGUACCUAAUAGGCCGAAAGAGGAGCCACGCUGGAUACCAGACCAUAUGAAGCCACUCUGUCUCGCACCAAACAGACUGAACCUGAAUGAGAAUGCUGUGGAUGCGACAAUUACUGAGUUCAUGCUUAUCCUGUUAUUGAAAUGUGUUUUUUCUUUCCUAAAUGUUGGUGGAUGAUUUGAAAAUUCCAGUUCAUCUUAGAUCUGUGGAUCUCUGACUCCAGAGACUUCUGAUCAUCACAGAUUGGAUGAGUUUGCUUAUUUAGCUUAAAUAUUGAUUCAUUUCUAUUCAAGUUUUUGGGAUGAAAUCAGAUUUUCUGAAACUGUUUUUAGCUGUAUUCUUCUUGAAAAUCAAUCAGAGGGAGGGAAGCGGAGGCUUGUGCGGAGAGACAAUACUUUGAGUUUUCCUGUGUCCACAGGUAUACUUUCAGCCUCGAUAAAUAUGUUGUAAAAAGGGAAAGCUCUGUAUAUUUCUCCAGAAUGAAGAAGCUAAUUCGAUUUUUGGCUCUAGCUUCCAUUUUUUUGCAUAUAUACUUGCAAGUUUUCCUGUGAGUUCUGUCCAUUAACAGUAAAAGCAAAAUGCAUUUUUUAAGAAACAACCUGAUUAAAUAAAAGCUUUGCACAUUAAAUUCCAGCUUUUCCUGUUUGGAGUUCAAUCGUUAUAGUUUUGCAGCACUUCGGUAUCCAAACCCUAAAGAAGGUGGUGACUUGUUGCCUUCAAAUCUAAAUGAAAGUGGUUGUUUUCCAGCAGCAACUUUUCUCACAGAUUUCAGGAAAUGUUAGCUUCAUACGUUAUAACUUCACACAUGUAGCUCUUUUCACACUUGGUUUGUGUUUUGACGUUUCCGUUUUCAAAUGCUGAUCAGUCUUCAAACAGCUCUGAGUGUGGUUUUUUUUAAAGUGCACUUUUUAAAUGUAGUAUUGAGGCCACAUCCAGUCUGAACUGAUGCUUUUCCCGCUGAAUUGUUUAAAGAAAAAAACAGCAACGUGAACCUUUAUUUUUCUAAAAAAUGCUUGAUCUUGUUUUCUAUCUUGAUUGUUGCAAUUGAAUAAAAUGUAAAUUCAA